CAAAUUAUUGCUCAGUGCGCAAAUAUACACACUCUGGUGUGAUCGAACUUUCCCGCUCUCGCGGAGCAUCUUUUAUGAAUUUUCCGUUUGUUUCUCGCGAAAUUUCUGUUAUUUGUGCAAUGGAAGAAACGAAGAUCAACUUAAUCCGCUUCAAGUAACCAAGAUUCACACAGAAAUGUUUUUCAACAACUUCGUUAAAAGGAGACUCGCGUCUCUACUUCGUCCAUGGCUGGAACAAGAUCCCGAGCUGGACCUCCAGUUAGGGCUCAUCAGUUCCAUCGCAAUCGCCCAAAACCUCCGUCUCGACACGUCAGCUCUCAACCGCGAGAUGGUCGACGGUUCAUCUUCUCCCCGGUUCAUUUUCAAGGAAUUCGUUAUCCAAGAGUUCGUCGUUCGAUUCUCUAAUUGGUCUGCAACCGCCUUCACUUUCGAAGCUCGUGGAAUCAAAGUUACAUUAUCGUAUGAGGAAAUGGAAGAGGAAGGUACUGGAAAGGUGCAGAAAUCGAGUAAUGCGGCGUUCGAGAGUUUGAAGAGGGAUUUAUCCAUGAUCGAUCCGGAGGGUAGUGCUCUGCAUGAUAUUCUGGAAGCAAUCAUGGCAGCUACUUGUCGGAGAAAUCGGAUUAAGUCUUCUUUUUUGAAUCUUCUUCUUCAACAUUGCCGCCUACAGAUACUUAGCAUUAAUUUGCAAGUACAAGUCCCUACCUUAAAUGAAUCCUUUGCAUAUUUGUUGGAAUUAGAGGAGUUCAAUGCAGAAUCUCUACAUUUUGUUCAUGGGUGUCUUUGCAGAGGCCUUGCUAAUGUACUCUUUCUACCUCUGAAGGAGGGAUCUUUGGUUAUCAAUUGUAGUUGCUUUAAGAUUGGGUAUAAGGAAAGCAAUCAAAUUAACCAUAUUUGUUCCUCUGGGAUACUGGCUGCUUGCAUCAAAUUAUACGAUUUCAAACUUGUAGAAUUCACUCUUCAAAUUCCAGAGUUAAGUUUCUUAUUUUCCCCAGUUGAUUUUCCUGCUUUCAUGGCACUUAGUAAAGUGUUCUCAAAAGAAUCCAAGCGGGUCAGAAAUGGUCGGCAUCUAUGGAGACUAGCAGCAAUCAAAAUUGGCCAUGUGAUUUUGGCUCCCAAAUUAUCAUGGUAUAAAUUAGUUGGUCUUACUAUUCUGUGGCUACAUUAUGUUAACCAUUACGAAUAUUUGUUGUCUCUAAUUCGGUAUCGUGCUGAUCACUUGUUGGAAAGAUCUGAUAGUAAGAUGCCAAGGGACAGGGUAAUUUUGACUUCAGCUAAGCACUAUUGGGAGGUGAUAUGUGACAUUGAGAAAGAGCUACCAGCUGAAGCUAUUGCGCAGGCUCGAACUAUAGCUCGAAAUAAAGCUGUGUCAAGUGGUCAACAUUCUGAAGAUAAGUGCAGAGAACUCUUUGUUAAUUCCUGUUUCAAAACCUUUGUUUGGAAAGUUAUGCAAAGAAUUUUCCGGUCAACAGCAUACCUUUUCUAUCUCAGGAAAUCUUCAACUCAAGAUGAACAGUUUGUUGGACACCUGGGAAAUGUUUCUGAGAGUUCAUAUUCACGCCUCCGCUUCAUUUUAAGUGUUGGAAAAAUUUACAUUACCCUUUCCUCAAUGAGUGGAGUUCAAACUGUUAGUGAAAAAGUGGAAUCACAUUUUGGGAUCUCAUAUUCAGAUGUUUUUUCAUUCCGUUUCUCUAUUAAAGUGUUGUUACUAAUGUACAUAGAAGACAUCUUUGAACAGACAUUGUCUUUCUCCUGUGGAAAACUGAAAGUCAAGUAUUUCAUCAGUUCUGUUGGAGGAGCAAAAGAGAGACUUAAGAAUUUGAAAAAUGUUUUGCACGGUGAGCCUGCAAAAAUCUUUCUCCUUUCGGAAAGUAAAAAACCCAAUGCUGUCAGUCAUGCAGAUGGUGGUUAUGACCCAUGUCUAGAAAAUUUUAUAGGAGAAAUGUGCUUGAAUUGGAGAAGAGCUUGCAAGCAAUUUGAAGAAAGUGAAAUCAAGUGUCCUGAAAAUCCACGCCUUCUUUUUGAGAUGAAAAGCUUUUUGAGACAUCCAGAUCUCAAAAAUCUGGGUUCCGGGCUUUGGAAAUGCAAUUUGACAGUGGGAAAGUUCAACAUAGCUUUGGGAUAUUUGUCAAUACUAUCAGUGGUUAUGCUUCUUAGGCAGAUACAACAUGCGCUAAACUGGACUCAGGGAAAUGGGAGGGCCAGGGAUCUUUCGUAUUCUCCUCGAAGUACUGAGCAUCAACCAGAUGUUAGUUGGGAAAAAAAAUAUGAGUGCUAUUCUAGUAAAAUAAAGAUGUGUCUUCUUAGAAUGCUUACUGGGAAAGACAUUCAAAUAGGAGUGCUUGUAGCUGGUCCUCACAUCCAAUUGUCAUCAAGGAAGAUCGGAGCAAGGAAUGUUAAUGAAGGUGUGAACAGCCAUGUAGUUAGUGGGAACGAUUUUCACCUUGGAUUUGAUAUCUGUGACAUUGAAGUUGUUGUUUGGCCAACUUCAAAGUCUGAUUUGGCACCAAUACACACCUGCACAGAACAGGAUGAUGAAGAUCCUGAGUGCCUCAGGUUGCAGGAGCUUAAGAUACUUGAUAUUCCGAAACUGGAAAAUACAAAGUAUGCAUCUAAGGGUGGGAAUUCUCUUCGUUUCUAUCUGAGACUCAACGGUUUGCAGGUUUACUUUGAGGAUGUGGUAGAAAAACAGAAAAAUCAAAUAUUCAUACUGGAUCCCUUAACAUGUCAGCUAUCAUCCUUCAGGGAGUGUGUACAUUCGUUUAGCACAACCUCUAUUGCUUUUUCAACGGCUUUUUAUGGGCUGGCCAUGGGAUUUACUAUAUUAUUAUUUUUUGAUGAGUUGUAUGCUCGCGUUCAGGUUCUUACUGGUUUAUUUUCUGAUUUAUCACAUCCUUUUCACAACUUUGGCUUUCCUGGUAACAAAUCCGUCCAUAUGUUUAGGAGACAAGAUAUGGUUUCUGGGGUUACUGAGGAUGAGGAGCUGAAUACAAAAGCAACACCCUUGAUUUAUAAUAACACGCUGUUUUUAAUUAAUGGCAUCUUUAAACUCAAGUCAGUGGAUAUCUUUCUCUGUAAUUCUGGGAUAUGCAAUAAAGAAAGGAGUUCGAAGAUAGGUCUUGACGCUGGUAGUAGUAACAAUUCAGCUGCCAAUUACUUAUCUGAUUGCGGUACUUGGAUUUCAUUCCAUCAAAUAUGUUUUGACAUAUUGUAUGAGGAAAGGAAAUUGGAAUUACUCAUUGAUUUAUCAGGAAUUCAAUCUGUGAUCGUCAGAUACGAGGACUACAUGAGAAAAAGUAUUAAUCGCCCUGCAUUUAGAGAGUUUGUGCUUUGUGCAGACAAUUGCUUAUAUGAGGUAUCACUUUCUCAUUGCAUAUUUACUUUGUUAUUGUGUCUGCCUCAGAUUUCCUCAUCUUCAACUAGUGUGAGUGAGAGGCUAGAUGCUUCUACUUCUGAGGCUAAUGCAUCAUAUGCGGUGGUAGAUGCCUCUUUUAGCAGUGAACAGGAGCCAAGUUUUCAGUCUCCUGAUUUUCUGCAGAAGUUAGGCUUUACUUCGAAUAUCCAAGUGCCAUCUUCAAGCCAUCGGAUAUUCAUAAAUGUGGUAGUGGCUGAGGUUUUUAUGACAAGGUGUUCGGUGAAAGAUAUUCUGAUUGGUGCACAAAAAUUCAAUAAGCUUCUGUCAGCACUUUAUGUUGGGGCAGAAUUCCAGACAAUUGCUUGGGGAAUCCAGGGAGGUUUUCUUUGCCUUGAAACAACAGCUUUGGCAAUGUUUGUGCAGUGUUUUGCUUCCUACAUACAUCGCAUAAAAAAUGUAAUAUGUGUUUUGCAAUCAACUGCCAAGCACAUGCAAAGAGCUGAACAAGAUGAUAAUCAUCCUGUUGGUGGGCAUGCCCAAGAGAUGCCCCUUACUUCUCAGCAAGGCAAACGGCAACUGCCAGAAGCUUUUAAUUUAGAUCUUUCUCAAUUUUCUCUUGUUCUUGUUGAAAGUGAAUCAAGUCCUAUUCAGGAAUUUUUGUUGGAGCUUGAUCUGAUUCUGAACCUUGAUAUGGCAAAUAUGCAAAGGAAGUUUAUGUUUAAGCUUUCUCGGCUAUCAAUCUUUUCUCAAGUCAUUCAACAAAGUGCAGAAGAUGAAAUCCAAAUUCUUCAUUUCUCUUCUGCCCAAUCAAAUGAAUUAUCAUCUCAUCUUAUAUCUAGAGAAUCUGCUUUAGCAUUUCAGCAUGAAGAUGGGAGUUGUCUGGUUGAUGACAGUUGCUCAAGAGGUCCUGUUUCCCCGGGGGCCUUUUGCUUGCAUCAUCAGGACUAUAUCUUGAAGCAUCUUACUGCUUCUUUAUUAGUUGAGAAGGCCGAAGUUAGUCCUUUGGACCCAAAACAGGUUUGGGUUGGCAGUGGUUCUGUUUCAGGUUUUGAUAUGACAAUUUCGUUGUCAGAACUACAAAUGAUUCUGUCCAUGGUCUCAUCCUUCUCUGGGUUAUCAGGCAAAGGAUUGAGUGGUGAAUUUGUGCAAAGGAAUUGGUCUUAUAACCAACAAGAUGACAACAACUUUGAGGCGAGGAUUCCUGAUGGAGCAAUUGUUGCUAUUCAAGACGUACACCAGCAUCUGUACUUUAUGGUUGAAGGUGGAGAAAAUCAGUACUCUAUAGGAGGUGCAGUUCAUUAUUCCCUCGUUGGAGAAAGGGCUCUUUUCAGGGUCAAGUACCAAAAACAAAAAUGGAACUCGUCAGCUUUGUGGUUCUCCUUAAUAUCAUUGCAUGCUAAGAACAACUCAGGGGAGCCAUUGCAAUUAAACUCUUAUCCAGGAUCAGGUUUUGUUGAACUUUCCAGCACCACUAAUAAUUCUUGGGCACUUUGGAGUAUUCUUUCUUGUAAACCAGAGACUUAUGAGGGUGACAUUGACUGGGAGCCUUACAAUCAAGUGCUUAGAAAUACUUUUUACCUGGUGAACAAGAAGAAUGGAUGUGCUGUUGCUUUCAGUGAUACGGUUCCAGUGUUUGUCAGGAAGCAUGGAAAUCCAUUCAAGUUCAAAGUGUUUAGUGAUAUGUCGGUUGCUCAAGAUGUUGUGACAUAUAGUACAUACCCUUUGAACUCUUCUGGAACCGAGGUGAAUCAAAGUACUCAUGGAGAUGGAGAGAGUUAUUGGCAAAGUCGAAAUCUGCCAUGCAUUGAUAUUUCUAUUGACAAAGUUGCUUUGACUGUUGUCCACAAACUUUCAGAUACAAAUGACAGGUUUCCUCUUCUUCAUGGUUGCAUCAAUGGGACUCAACUUACUUUACAAAUUCUAUCCACUAAAGCCAGAGUUAUAUGCACCUCAAAGGCUUUGCUUCAUUACUUUGAUGCACAGACAAACUCUUGGAGAGAUUUUCUUCGCCCUGUUGAAAUAUGUAUUUUCUAUCGUUCUCAUUUCCAAAAUCCACAUGGUGUCCCUGUCCAUGUCUACUGCAGAACCAAAGAGUUGGAAAUAUCCCUAACUGAGCUUUCGUUGGACAUUCUUCUUUUUGUGAUUGGGAAAUUAAAUUUGGCCGGUCCUUUUUCAGUGAGAAGCUCCAUGAUUCUUGCAAACUGCGGCAAGGUGGAAAACCAGACAGGUUUGAACCUUCUUUGUCACUUUUAUGGCAAGCAAAGUGUGACAGUGGGCAGGAAACAGUCUGCUUCCUUUGCUUUAAGGCUCUCAGCUUUUGAAAAUCAACCACCAGAAGCGGCAGCAGUUGUUUCAAUCCAGCUUUCCCUUCCUGGUUCAUUUACAACUUCUCCAAUUCAUCUUUCUCUCCUAGGAGCUCAAACAUUUGCUUGGAGAACACAACUAGUGUCACUUCAAGAUUCAAAAUCUUACCCUGGGCCAUUUGUUGUGGUUGACGUUUCUAGGAAAUCUGAGGAUGGUUUGUCAAUAUCAGUUUCUCCAUUAAUCAGAAUACACAAUGAAACUAAAUUCUCUAUUGAGCUACGAAUUAGUCGACCGGAACCAAUGGAAGAUGAAUUUGCAUCUGUGUCAUUGAAGGCUGGUGAUACAUUUGAUGACGCCAUGGCAUCAUUUGAUGCUAUAAAUUUCUCUGGUGGAUUUAGAAAAGCGGUGAUGUCAUUAAAUGUUGGUAAUUUCUUGUUUUCUUUUAGACCUGAAAUCUCAAAUGACUUGAUGCAUUCUGAUUCUCCGCUUUCAGUCGAGUGGUCAGAUGAGAUUAAAGGUGGAAAGGCAAUUCGUCUUUCUGGAAUUUUUGAUAAACUAAGCUAUAAAGUGCGAAAGGCUUUAUCUAUUGGAUCACUGAAAUGUUCCUUUAGCACAACGUACUGUACCAUCAAAUCUGCAGCUGCACAUCUUUCUGACAUGCACUUUUUAAUUCAAAGCAUUGGGAGAGAAGUUCCUAUCAUGAAACCUGAUAAGUCUAAGGAUGAGCUUCAGAAUAGACAUGAACCAAUUUCACUACAGGAGGAGAAGGAAGUUUUUAUUCUCCCCACUGUGCGGGUGACCAAUCUUCUGCAUUCAGAAAUACACGUGCUUUUGACUGAGACAAAUUUAUGUACCCCUACUGGCCAUGAUAACAUUGGGAAGGAGGCAACUCUACCUUGCGGAUCAACUGUCGACUUUUAUGCUAAUCCUGCCAUAAUGUACCUAUUUGUUACUUUGACUGCUUUUGGUUCAACAUGUAAACCAGUAAACAGUGGUGAAUGGAUCAAAAAGUUACUGAAGCAUAAGAAUGAUGUUCCUUGCUUGGACAUUGACCUGGAUUUUGGUGGUGGAAAGUACUUUGCAUCUCUAAGACUAUCCCGUGGAUACAAUGGCAUAUUAGAGGUCACUGUCUAUACACCGUAUACCCUGAAAAAUGAUAGCGAUAUUUCUCUUUUCUUCUCUGCUCCUGGUCAGAAGCCUUCUUUUAGAAAUGAAAUGGGGAGCGUUGGUCCUGAAUUCGGUUUAGUUUUGCCUCCAAAGUCAACAGGGUCAUGGUUUCUGAAAUCUCGUAAGAUGCAUCUCAGAUUAUUAGAAGAUCAUGCUUCUGAGACACAGAUUGAUUUAGAUGCUCUAUCUGGCCCUACGGAGGUAAGCUUGGAGAUAGAGGAAAGAUCUGGAGUGAAAUAUAUUGCAAAGUUUGGGGUAUCCAUGGGGCCCACAUUGAGUAGAGUUGCACCGUCACAAAUGAUAACUAUGGCUCCAAGGCAUGUUGUGCUGAAUGAGUCAGAGGAAACUAUCACUGUUCGUCAGUGUAAUUUGGAGGUUGACAUAGAUGGCAUGAUUUCCAUCAACAGUAGACAGAGAAGAACACUGUGGUUGCAGACUGAAAUGAGCAAAAGGAGAGAAUACAGUUUAUUUGAGAAUUUCAUCAAAAAGCAUAGAAAUGAUAGUGAUAGUUCUUUAAUAUAUAUUCAGUUUCGGUUGAAUGAGUCUCAAUUGGACUGGUCAGGACCAUUAUGCAUCACUUCAUUAGGAUGCUUUUUCCUAAAAUUCAGAAAACAGUCGAAUCAGUUGACAAUAGAAGACAAAAAGAUUGUAGAAUUUGCAGCAGUUCAUGUAGUAGAAGAGGGUUCUACUAUUGUAGUGCGCUUCCAGAAGCCACCAAAUGCCAAACUACCAUAUCGGAUUGAGAAUCAUCUGCGUGGUGUAUCUCUUACUUACUUUCAAAAGAAUUCAUCAGAGCCGGAGUUCCUUGGAUCUGAAUGCAGUGUUGAUUAUACCUGGGAUGAUGUUACUCUUCCUCAUAAACUUCUUGUUGUAAUAAAUGAUAUGAAUCUGCCACGUGAAAUCAACUUAGACAAAGUGCGGACAUGGAAGCCCUUUUACAAACUUACACAAGAAAGGUUAGGAUCUCAUAUGCUUUUGGACAAAAAAUUCAAGGGCAGGAGAAGUAAUUUUGGUGACCUUAAGGGCAUGAAUGCUGUAAAGGUGGGGUAUGAAAUAUAUGCAGAUGGUCCCACACGGGUUUUACGGAUUUGUGAGUUUUCAGAUAUUCAUAAGCAAAACAAAGCUUCUCACUCAAGUGCAAAGAUCCGAAUGAGAGUGUCCCAGUUUGCUAUCCAAUUGCUUGAACAAGGAAAAGAGGAUUUAAACCAGAGUUCAACACCAUCUUAUACACCAGUUGUAGUUGCAAGGCUUCAGAAUAUUUGUCUGGAUUCUGUCUUCACUGACCAACAGAAAUAUAACCAGAUCGUUGUACAGUCAUUGAAUGUUGAUGUGAAGUGGACGGGAGCACCUUUUGUAUCAAUGCUUCGUGGACAUCAGUUAGACUACAGUGAUGCGAAUGAUAGCAUACUCAAAAUUGUAUUUGUCCUACUUUCAGCAGGAACUGAUGUUAAACAAGUAAAAUAUUCAUCUGUCAUUUUGCAGCCAAUUGAUUUGAAUGUUGAUGAGGAUACUUUGAUGAAAAUUGUCUCAUUUUGGAGAAGAUCUCUUAGUGACUCAAAUGCUCCAAGUCAGCAGUUCUAUUUUGAUCAUUUUGAGAUCCACCCAAUAAAGAUUAUUGCUAGCUUUGUUCCCGGGGAAUCCUAUUCAAGUUAUAAUUCAGCCCAGGAAGCUCUGAGAUCAUUGCUGCAUAGUGUGGUAAAGGUUCCUCCUAUAAAAAAGAUGGUUGUGGAGCUUAAUGGGGUCUCGAUUACUCAUGCUCUUGUAACAAUUCGUGAAUUGUUAAUAAGAUGUGCACAACAUUAUUCAUGGUAUACCAUGAGGGCCAUCUCGAUUGCUAAAGGCAGCCAAUUGCUGCCCCCAGCAUUUGCAUCGAUAUUUGAUGACUUAGCUUCAUCUUCGCUUGAUAUCUUUUUUGAUCCUUCUCAAGGACUGAUGAAUAUUCCUGGUAUCAAAUGGGGUACCUUCAAAUUCAUUAGUAAAUGUAUCCAUGGUAAAGGUUUCUCCGGAACAAAACGCUACUUUGGUGAUCUGGGCACAACUCUGAGAAAAGCGGGAUCUAAUGUAGUCUUUGCUGCUGUUACCGAAAUAUCUGACUCUGUUCUUAAGGGAGCAGAAACAAGUGGCUUUGACGGGAUGGUGAGUGGUUUUCACCAAGGAAUGUUAAAGUUGGCCAUGGAGCCAUCAGUCUUGAGUACAGCUUUGAUGGGGGGUGGGCCAGAAAGAAAAAUCAAGCUUGAUAGGAGUCCUGGGGUUGAUGAGCUGUACAUUGAAGGAUACUUACAAGCUAUGUUGGACACAAUGUACAGGCAAGAAUAUCUUAGAGUCAGAGUAGUCGAUGAUCAGGUUAUCCUUAAGAACCUACCUCCUAGCAAAUCCCUCACAAAUGAGAUCAUGGAUCGAGUAAAGGGGUUUCUUAUUAGCAGAGCAUUGUUAAAAGGAGAUCCUUCAGCAGCUUCUCGCCCCAUGCGCAAUGUUCAAGGAGAAAGUGAAUGGAGAAUUGGACCAACCGUCGUAACAUUGUGUGAACACCUCUUUGUGAGUUUUGCAAUCCGUAAGUUAAGAAAGCAAGCGGAUAAAUAUAUCAGGAGAAUCAAGUGGAAGAAAGAGUCAGAGAGUGAUGAUCUCAAAGCAAUUAUCCCUGCAAACACAGGGGAAGAGCAAAACGUAAGGUUUGUUUGGAAAUGGGGCAUUGCCAAAUUCCUUCUUUCAGGUAUCCUGGCGUAUAUCGAUGGAAGGUUAUGUCGAUGUAUCCCUAGCCCUGUGGCGCGUCGAAUUGUGAGUGGCUUUCUAUUGAGUUUUCUCGACCAAAAUAAUGACUGAUGAAAACCCUUUAUUGUAUAGCUAGGCUCAUAUUCCUUUUUUUUUUAACUCUCUUUUGUAUAGCCCUACUUCUCUUAAAAUGUUUUAUUUACGUGAUUCUCCGAUAUACACAGACAUACACGUAUACAUGCAUAUGGGCAUGAAAUGAUGAUAUAUAGUUCUACUUUGCAUUUGGAAGUAA
Molecule: messenger RNA, 9824 nt
Organism: Theobroma umbraticum
Lineage: Eukaryota; Viridiplantae; Streptophyta; Magnoliopsida; Malvales; Malvaceae
Product: vacuolar protein sorting-associated protein, putative (DUF1162)
Biological process (GO): protein retention in Golgi apparatus; protein targeting to vacuole
Source: RefSeq, a predicted model, not a curated record